Molecule: messenger RNA, 1711 nt
Organism: Cannabis sativa
Lineage: Eukaryota; Viridiplantae; Streptophyta; Magnoliopsida; Rosales; Cannabaceae
Product: glycosyltransferase BC10
Exons: 1
Coding region: 167-1402 (411 amino acids)
Cellular component (GO): membrane
Molecular function (GO): glycosyltransferase activity
Source: RefSeq, a predicted model, not a curated record
CGUUUAUUUUGCAUACUUUGAAAAUUGAACCCUUUUCUUCCUCUACCGAAUCCCACACUCUCUCUCUCUCUCUCUGAACGAUUCUCUUUCAUUAAAUUAGUCACACACACAGUCAAGGAAGACCCUUUUCUCUCUCCAUCUCUAUCUCUCUUCCGAAGCAAAAACCAUGCUUUCCCCAACUCCACUCUCUCUCAUUUGUGCUCUACUUCUUUGUUUACCCUUAGCUGUAGUCUUCACCAUAACUAGCCCCACCACUACUCCUACUGCAACCACCGCCAUCACCACAACCAUUCCCCGUACCCGUAAUCUUUCUAAAACUCAACAACAAGAAACUACUUUCUCAGCUGCCAAACGUCAUCAAAAGAUCGAUAUCAAAUCAAUCUCUCUCCCUCCACCAUCACGACCACACCUACCGCCACCUCCACCUCCACCUCCACCUCCGCCGCCCAAGGACGAUGAGUUGCUAUUCUCACUCGCUUCCCGAGUUAACUCGAGACCGCUGCCUCGUAAGUCGCCGAAGAAGUUGGCUUUUAUGUUCCUCACUACAACCCCACUCCCAUUCGCACCGCUUUGGGAGCUCUACUUUAACCAAACCCCAAAAACCCUUUACAACAUCUACAUCCACGCCGACCCGACCCAUCAGUACGACCCGCCGUUUUCCGGAGUGUUCGCUCGACGAGUCAUUCAUUCUAAACCUUCCGAAAGACUUACACCUUCACUUACCUUGGCGGCGCGUCGGCUGUUAGCUCACGCGCUUCUAGACGAUCCGUCGAAUGCCAUGUUCGCUCUGCUCUCACCCUCGUGCGUUCCGCUACACUCGUUCAACUUCACUUACCGGACUUUGAUCCGGUCCAAGAAAAGCUUCAUCGAGAUUCUUGAGCACGAACCGUGGAGCUACAUCAGGUGGGCUGCGCGUGGUCCGGAAGCAAUGCUGCCGGAAGUUAGAUUUGAGGAUUUUCGGAUCGGGUCACAGUUCUGGGUCUUGACACGUAAGCACGCGAGGCUAAUCGUCAGAGAUCGCAAGCUUUGGUCCAAAUUCAGCUUACCGUGCGUGACAUUAGACACGUGCUAUCCCGAAGAGAAUUACUUUCCUACCCUUCUUAACAUGCUUGACUACCGGGGGUGCGUACCUGCCACGCUCACGCACGUGGACUGGGCGGGCAGAUCCGACGGUCAUCCUCGCACGUACGAGGCAUCCGAAGUGGGACCCGAGUUAAUCCAGACGCUUAGAAGUGACUUGCCAAGGUACGGUGAUAUGGAAAUCAACGGCACAGAUUCUUCAGUAAGCAAAAGGUUUGACCACAGCCACAGGCGUGACCCCUUCUUGUUCGCCAGAAAAUUCUCUCCGGACGCCGCUGAACCACUGAUGAGUAUUGCACGUGACGUCAUUUUAAGGGUGUAGUAAAUAGUUUUGUGCAGAAAGGGCAUUAUUGUAAAUUCACGGAUAGAUUUAUAAAAUUAUAAACCGGGACAAUUCCCGGUUUUUUUUCCUUUUCUUUUUUUUUUUUUGGUUGGAUCGAGUUAAAAGUAAAAUUGUACGUACUACAAAAUGAGUCAACUCGCUAUGUUCUUAUCAGAAUUUGGACCUCUUUUCGAGUGGGUUUUUUUUUUUUUUUUGGUUGGAGGCGUAUAAACGUGUAGGGCUUAUUGGUCUGUGAGGUAAAUAAAUAAAUUAAAAAAAAGGGUGACAUUUAACCAUUUUGUUAAAGAA